AUGUCCGUUAUUCUUAUCACUGGAUGCUCCUCUGGAAUUGGUGUAGAAACUGCCCGCGCCCUGGCCAGCACUGGCGCCAGGGUUUUUCUUGCCACACGUUCUUUGGAAAGGGGACAAGCAGCCUGCAAACACUUUUUAGAGUCUGGCCGGGUAGAGCUUCUCCAGCUCGACACCAGCUCCAUAUCCUCAGUCCGCACCGCAGCAGAGACGUUUCUUGCCAAGUCGCGCAGCUUAAACAUCUUAAUCUGUAACGCGGGUGUGAUGAACGUGCCAACGCGAGAGGAAUCUGUUGAUGGGUUUGAAAUACAGUUUGCAACAAACUAUCUCGGUCACUUCCUGCUAUUUUGGCUGUUAAAAGAUGCGAUGCUAAAGGCUGCCACAACCUCUCCGGGAUUUUAUUCACGUCUUAUCACCGUGUCCAGUAGCGGGCACCACGCGUCAGAAAUCCAGUUUGAGGACUGGAAUCUGGCUUGUGACGGUGCCUACCACCCAAGUAAGGCCUAUGGUCAAAGUAAGCUAGCCCAGAUAUACAUGGCCAACUAUAUCGACCGUUAUUAUGGGCCCCAGGGACUGCACGCGCUGAGUGUAAUGCCUGGGGGGAUUUUUACAAAUCUGCAAAAAUACAUCCCCCAGGAGAUGCAGGAGAGUUGGAAAGCCAAUCCCACGGUUAUGAAAUGGAUGAAGAGCCCAGAGCAAGGUGCGGCCACUACCGUCCUGGCGGCUGUGGGCCAGGAUUGGGAGGGCCGCGGUGGCAGGUACUUGGAGGACUGCAGAGAGGCCAGCGCCACAUCUAUCAGUCCAGGAGUGGCAGGGGUAAAAGACUAUGCCUACGAUGAGUUCAAAGAGGCACGGCUAUGGUCGCUAACUCUGCAAAUCCUGGGGAUUCAGGACUCGAAAUAUCCCUCGCAGUAA
Aspergillus tanneri is the source of this 912-nucleotide messenger RNA. RefSeq lists its product as uncharacterized. The transcript has 2 exons. The record is from RefSeq and is a predicted model, not a curated record. NCBI's taxonomy places the organism in Eukaryota, Fungi, Ascomycota, Eurotiomycetes, Eurotiales, Aspergillaceae. The coding region runs from base 1 to 912 and encodes 303 amino acids.